Asterias rubens (European starfish) is the source of this 2770-nucleotide messenger RNA. RefSeq lists its product as uncharacterized. Lineage: Eukaryota; Metazoa; Echinodermata; Asteroidea; Forcipulatida; Asteriidae. The transcript is spliced from 6 exons. The coding region runs from base 148 to 2010 and encodes 620 amino acids. The record is from RefSeq and is a predicted model, not a curated record.
AUAUAUUCAGUUUCUCCCGUUCAAUUCUGCACAGUCGAAAACGACCGCAAUAUUUCAAAACUACAACCACCAUUUCUGGAAGGUGAAGUAGCCUACAACUAAUGCUCGUUGGUUCGUUGGACCCGACACUAGAUCAUCGGUGUUACGAUGGCCAGAAGGGAGCACACAAAACGGUGGCUCGGUUACCUAGUGGUAUUCUACUGCAUAAUGACCAAGGAAAUAGCUACACAACCCAUCUACACUUCUGUUACAGGAAACGCUAACGACGCUCUCAUUGUUUCAAGUGAGCUAGUUUACCUGCAACUCCGACAGACACAACGUGUACCGUGUGGAAAGCAGACGGGCUUCACCUCUGACGUCAUCUCUGCCACGUGGUACGAUACCAAAAAAAAUGAAAUCAUUCGAAUUGUAGCAGACCCGAACGACGGGAGCAAUUUCACGUCUCCGAAGUACGAAGGGAGGGCUUCAUUCACCAAAGGGUUCGACCUGACCCUCAGGGGUGUCAAUGAUGGGGAUACUGGAAGUUACAAGUGCGAAAUUAUCACAGCUACUGAUCAAGUGAAUUAUAAAGUUGAAGUUACCGUUAUUGAUAAACAACUUCCUAAACGCUCAGCAGUGCGAUCAGUCUCGCAGCUCCUCCGAGCCGGCAAGAACACCGUCCAUUGUCCGGUUUACAACAGAUCCAUCACGAGACCAACCAUUUAUUACUCAAUUCGACGUGACUUCAUCAGAAGUACCACCGAGAUCCUGGUUUCCCGCUUCUCAGACGGCUCAGUUUUAUUGCAAGAUUCGACCUUUGACAUCCAACGAGACGCCAACUACUCGUUGGUUAUCAGAAAGCCAGAGACAGCGCCUGCGGAGUUGUUGAUAUGGUGUCACGUGUCCUCUGACGUAGAUGGGGUCAAUCUGAUGAGUGGUUUCGUCAAUGUAACUCAAUUUCAACCGGCAGAAACUUCGAAUUCUAUUUGGAUAGCUCUUAUGUGUUUAGUGGUGGUCAUUUUAAUCAUCCUAUGUGUGGCUGCCGUGUUUUACAAGAUGAGAUGGAAGACUACAUAUCUUUCUUCUCUCAGCUCCGAAGAGAUGGUUCCUUUCAACCAAGAAAGCCCAAUCAACAACGAAAGCUGUGGAGAUUACAAACUAAAGGACGUGAUUCAAAAAGGAGGCAAGAAGGGAAAAGUGCUGAAUGACGUCUUCUCCUCAUUAAGAUUGGUGACGGUUGCGGGUAAUGGUGAUUUGGUGAUGCUAGACGGUGAAGGAAUUCGAGUCAUGUCAAAGAAAUACUACAAGAAAGUCAGGUUCCAGAUACAGGCAGAUUUAAUCAAUGAAUAUGUUGCCAUAGCAGCCUCGAAAAGACAAGCUGGGGAAGUACUCGAGGCAAGAAAGAGCGGUAAGAUUACAUGGCAUGACAACAGCAGUGGGAAGGAGGUUGAGAUCCCAGGUUGCAGCAAUCAAACCCCUGGAGAGAUAAGCGAUAUGGAUGUGGACGAUAUGGGAACCAUAUACGUUGCCGACAUAGUUAAGAAUGUGAUUUAUUCUUAUAGCGUGGAUGGGUCGUUCAAGUCAUCGUUUGCAGUUAAAGACUCACCGAAGUGUAUCAGCGCUUGCGAGGGUGGCAUUUUAUAUGUUUUAUUUGGGACUAGGAUUAAGAGGGGCGAAGGGUAUGACAUCGAAGGGGGCACCAUUAAGAAGUACACCAACGGCACACAGGGUGACUAUGACAUAAAGUGUCCAACAUAUGAUAAUAUUGUGACGACUGGUUUGUACUCCAGCAAAACGUCCCUGUAUGUUUUAACCAAAAGUGCGGGGUCUGAUAAAGCUGAAGCAAGCGCCAUACUUCAGUUUUCAGCGUCGGAUGGUCACCUCCAACGCCGUAUCAUCGAAGCCUGGCCAGGAAUUCUAGGCAUAGUUUUCAUCAGGGGUGAUGAUGAACUGGCCUUCUUUGAUUCCAAAGAAGUAAAAGUUUAUCAAAGGCAGAAAGUGAUGAGGAAAAAAGCCAAGAAGAGAAGAUAGUUCUUCUCGUAUUGUCUGAAGGGGUUGGAAAGAGGAAAGAGCCACAACAGAAAAUGAAAAUCAUAUAAAUUUACAAUUUUUUAUAUACGAACUCUUUGAUUUGUUGUUUUUGUCAUCGCAAAUUUUUUAAUAUUCUGGUAGCUUUCAGCAAACAUUAUAAAUACACAAUAUAAACAAUUUUGGAUCCUGCUAGUUGAACUUUUGACUUUUACUUUUCAUGUUUACUCUAUAUUAUUGUUAUAUCACUAAAGGUUAAAUGUUUAAUAACUUCUCCUGCUUAUACAAUUCGGACAAGUGUCAAACGUAAAUGUUUAUUUUCGAAUAAUAGUUUUUCGGACUUGAUAAUUAUGUUAGGUUGGACACAAUGUGUUGGACAUAAGCUUUGCUGGUGUCGAAAUUUGCGGUAUGGGCUUUUCUGUAAGCACAAAAAACAUGAUAAUCACAGAAAAGUAUUGCUUAACAGAAAUAGGUUACCAGCCAAAAUUAUUCUAAGUUGACAUGAAUGGGACUGGUGUCCAACUCAUUUUUUUUAUAACUGCAAGUUCUAGAGGGCAGGAACAGAAUUGUGUGCUACGCGUUAGAAAUUAGCUGUGACUGUUAUUUGAUUAGCAGAGAAAACUGCUGAGCAAAAUUUCUGCUCAACCCUCGAACAAGUCGCCACUGUGAGAGCUCUCACUGACCAAUUGGUUUUUUAUCUGCCACAUCCGGGGAUAAAAAUCCACUGGACCUGCUAUUUCAGUUUAUCCUGUACUGGGGCAUC